Coregonus sp. 'balchen' is the source of this 6299-nucleotide messenger RNA. The record is from the annotation of a GenBank genome assembly. Lineage: Eukaryota; Metazoa; Chordata; Actinopteri; Salmoniformes; Salmonidae.
CAUGAAGCCCUGUGAUAGGAGGAGAGCUGGAGAGUUAUAAGAAGAGAUUUUCCCCACUAGUCAUCACUGUUCAGGUUAAAGAAGAAGAGCUGAAAUGAGAGGGAGACUCAUCUCUGUGGCUGCCUGUCUCUUUACCCUUCUGUGCCCCUGCCAUGGUGAGAACUUUACCUUAUCGUAACAACUUUACCUUAUCGUGACAACUUUACCUUAUCGUAACAACUUUACCUUAUCGUGACAGCUUUACCUUAUAGUAACAACUAUAUCUUAUCAUAACAACUUUACCUUAUCGUGACAACUUUACCUUAUCGUGACAACUUUACCUUAUAGUAACAACUUUACCUUAUCGUGACAACUUGACCUUAUAGUAACAACUUUACCUUAUCGUGACAACUUUACCUUAUCGUGACAACUUUACCUUAUAGUAACAACUUUAUCUUAUCGUAACAACUUUACCUUAUAGUGACAACUUGACCUUAUAGUAACAACUUUACCUUAUCGUGACAACUCUACCUUAUAGUAACAACUUUACCUUAUCGUAACAACUUUACCUUAUCGUGACAACUCUACCUUAUGUUCCUUUAGAUAUAGUAUGUUAGAUACAGCCACGGUGAUAACUCUACCUUAUGUUCCAUUAGAUAUAAUAGAUAUAAUAUUAGCAAUGUCAUUAAUUCAGGAAAAUUGAGAUUGUAUUUACAUCCACCUGACUCAUAAUAACUAAAAAAAGUCAUGGAGAUGUAUAUAGGUUUAUCCUCUUCACUCCGUUUGGGAUGAAAGGCCACAGGAAAUGUGGCUGUCUAAAAUACCAUUGUUUUCCAUGGAUUCAUUUCUUGUGAGAAAAGUGUUUCCUAAAAUCACUUUACAUUGAGAUUCUACUGUAUGUUAUCUACUCUCUUCUUGUUUGACUCUGACUGUCUCCCCUCCCAGUGUUUCAGGUGACGCAGCCUGUGACCCAGACGGUUAACCCUGACGGUACUGUCUCCAUCACCUGUAAUCACACAGACCCAAAGGAAGACUUUGUCAUUGACGCCAGGCUGAACAGACUCAAAAACUCUGAUGUUAGCAUGGUCUGUCAGGUGAGUGACCUAAUCGCUGCUCAUGAGCCACCUCACACACUAAGCUCCAGACAUCUCCCAUGACAGGUCUCCAGACCACGGGGCAGUCUGCUUCCUUUCUCCUCACCUGUGGAAUGCUCUCCCUGACCAUCUGAAAGCCGUUCCGUCUACAGACUAGCUUAUCUGUGAAGACUAUUUUAGCCCUGUUAUUUUAACUGCCUUGAUUCUUCAAUUCAAUUCAAUUCAAUUCAACUUUAUGACAUUACGGCUUUACGACUUUACGGCUUUACGACUUUAUAACUUUACAACUUUAUGACAUUACGGCUUUACGACUUUAUAGCUUUACAACUUUACAACUUUACAACUUUACAACUUUACAACUUUAUAAUUUCAUAAUGUUACUACUUUACUACUUUAUAUUUUUUGACUUUAUUGUUUGUUUGUUGUUUAGUUUCUGCCUAGGUAGAGUACUGAGAUUCCUCUGCAAUGAAAAGUGCUAUAUGAAUUAAAUGUAUUAUUAUUAUUAUUAUUAUUAUUAGGUGAAUAACACUCAGGUGGCUGACUGCACCAGCAUGAAGGUGACAUGGAACCAGUACAAGUUCACAUUACACAACUUAAAAGCUGAGGACAUCAGUGAUCUGUUCCAGUGUGAGUUCUCCAUAUCAUCUCCUAUACCCAUGAAGCCCAUCAGGACUGUACGGGGGAAAACAUUCACCAAACUGCUGCCAGGUUAGUGGAACAUUUGCCUUGUACAUUUAGGUUCUGUCCCAAAUGCUGUAAUCCCUAUUUAAGGCACUACUUUUGACCAGAGAUCUGCACCAUACACUAUACGCAAUAGGGUGAGAUUUGGGACACAGCCUUAGAUUGAUUUCCUGUGGUCUAUGUUUGGUAUGUUCAAAUAAGAUCUGAUGAAAGGCUACAGUAUGUAACUAAAUAUUGCAUUUGAUAUUGAUUGCAUCAUUUACCAAUGCAAAUCCUCUAGGAAUUACUGCAGUGUCUAAAUGGCAGAAGGUAGUUUCUAGAUAUUCCAUGAAGUACCUUCGUAAUGUAUAAUGAUAAUGCAUUUCAUCAUGCCUGAACUCUGUUUCCUCCUCUGUUGUGUCUGCAAUACUGUAUGUUUUCAGGCGAAGGUUGUGUUGGAAGAUAUUCCAUGUUUUACUGUCUGUUCCCAGGACUGGCAGGAGAUGCUCCUGUCCCUGUGUGUCCUUCCCCUGCACCCGAGUCUCCUGAGGCUGAGCUGAUUGUCCAACUGAAGUGGAUUGUGAUUGGCCUGUCUACGUUUCUCUGUCUCUACAGCUUUACCAUCACCUUCUUCUAUAUCAGGCUAAGGGUCAGACUCAUUAUAAUAUACACCUUUACAGCUGAUUGGCUGAUUGAAAUGUCAGAGAGGAAAACAAACCAACAGGCUUCAAGUACAACUUGUGUUAGGAACACUUUAUGUAGUAUUCAUGUCAAAGCCAUCAUUAUUUCAACACUUUAUAGAGUAUUCAUGUCAAAGCUGAGUUUCUCUUCCUUAAUGUUAUUCAUGGCCAGCUGAGUUACUCUUCCUUAAUGUUAUUCAUGGCCAGCUGAGUUUCUCUUCCUUAAUGUUAUUCAUGGCCAGCUGAGUUUCUCUUCCUUAAUGUUAUUCAUGGCCAGCUGAGUUUCUCUUCCUUAAUGUUAUUCAUGGCCAGCUGAGUUUCUCUUCCUUAAUGUUAUUCAUGGCCAGCUGAGUUACUCUUCCUUAAUGUUAUUCAUGGCCAGCUGAGUUUCUCUUCCUUAAUGUUAUUCAUGGCCAGCUGAGUUUCUCUUCCUUAAUGUUAUUCAUGGCCAGCUGAGUUACUCUUCCUUAAUGUUAUUCAUGGCCAGCUGAGUUUCUCUUCCUUAAUGUUAUUCAUGGCCAGCUGAGUUUCUCUUCCUUAAUGUUAUUCAUGGCCAGCUGAGUUUCUCUUCCUUAAUGUUAUUCGUGGCCAGCUGAGUUUCUCUUCCUUAAUGUUAUUCAUGGCCAGCUGAGUUUCUCUUCCUUAAUGUUAUUCAUGGCCAGCUGAGUUACUCUUCCUUAAUGUUAUUCAUGGACAGCUGAGUUUCUCUUCCUUAAUGUUAUUCAUGGCCAGCUGAGUUUCUCUUCCUUAAUGUUAUUCAUGGCCAGCUGAGUUACUCUUCCUUAAUGUUAUUCAUGGCCAGCUGAGUUUCUCUUCCUUAAUGUUAUUCAUGGCCAGCUGAGUUUCUCUUCCUUAAUGUUAGUCAUGGCCAGCUGAGUUACUCUUCCUUAAUGUUAUUCAUGGCCAGCUGAGUUUCUCUUCCUUAAUGUUAUUCAUGGCCAGCUGAGUUUCUCUUCCUUAAUGUUAUUCAUGGCCAGCUGAGUUUCUCUUCCUUAAUGUUAUUCAUGGCCAGCUGAGUUUCUCUUCCUUAAUGUUAUUCAUGGCCAGCUGAGUUUCUCUUCCUUAAUGUUAUUCAUGGCCAGCUGAGUUUCUCUUCCUUAAUGUUAUUCAUGGCCAACUGAGCACCGGAUUAUUAUUUUGCUUUCUUCUCUGAUGUGUUUUGGGGUCAUUUUCUCAGGUCAUGCGAUCAGAGGAGCUGUAUGAUUCGCUGACAUACGUCCCCAUGCAGGUUUGGAUCCUUUUUUUUUACGAGAGAUAAGAUUUGAGUCCAACCAAUAUAGGACUAGGUUUCCAGAACACAGAUUACGUUUGAAAUGCUGGCACAACCUAAAGCGUUUACACUGAUUUCAGUUGUUGCAGUGAAAAACACAUAAUUGCACAGUUACGGUGCAUUCGGAAGGUAUUCAGACCCCUUGACUUUUUCCACAUUUUGUUACGUUACAGCCUUAUUCUAAAUGGAUUAAAGUAAUUGUUUUCCUCAUCAAUCUACACACAAUACCCAUAAUGACAAAGUGAAAACACACUGACAGCCGUCCCAUAUAGAUUGCAAAAUAGUUGGGAAGAGAUUUUUGACAUAACGAUUCCUAAGCAUAGUGUUUAUGAACUGAUACGCAAAACGACACCGGAUUCAAAACUUAGAAUUUUUCAAUUUAAAUUAUUAUAUAAAAUAGAAUGUUAUUUAUAUGGGGGAUACAAUCUUCCCAGUUCUGCAGAUUUUGCUGCGAAGAGACAGAAUCAUUAGAUCAUUUGUUUUGGUACUGUCCAUUUGUAGCUUGUUUUUGGACACAGGUCCAGGAAUGGCUAAAGGAUUGCAAUAUUUACCUGGAGCUAACCCUGCAGAUAGCACUACUGGGUGAUCUGAAAAGUCAUAGUCAAUCGAUCAAUAAUAUAAUAAUACUUUUAGCAAAAUUGUUUAUUUUCAAUUUACGAUCUGUAGAAACAAUGAGAGUAGAAAGGUUCAAAACUUUUGUAAGACAUCACAGUACAGUUGAAAAAUAUAUAGCAAAUAGAAAUCCAAUAUGGAUGGUGUUAAGAGAUAGAUGGGAGGGGUUGAAUGGAGCUGAAGGUUGGGACUAAUAACAACUAACAACAACUAAUAACAACAAGAUAACUAAUGUAAAACAUACUGUGUCCAUAAUAAGUAUAUAGGUUAUAGGUUGGGAGCUUUUCUGAAAGAGCACAGUUAGAAAGAUAUGGCAUAUAUAUGGCAUAUAGAAGCAAACCGGAUGGACAUCAUGAAAAUGAUCGGAGGAAGUUCAUGAGUAAAAACAAACAAAAUAUAAUUAUUGUAAAAUGUCCAUAAAAUGUAUAUAGUAUGUAUAAGCUGGAAGUAGAGGCCUAAGCAUUUUUGUUCACUAGUUUACUCCAAUUAGGGAAGGGGUGGGAAAUAUAAUUUAAAAAAGGAUAUGUAUGUGUGUAUGUCUGUGUGUGUGUGUAUAUAUAUAUAUAUAUAUAUAUAUAUAUAUAUAUAUAUAUAUAUAUAUAUAUAUAUAUAUAGUGAAGAAAAAAGUAUUUGAUCCCCUGCUGAUUUUGUACGUUUGCCCACUGGCAAAGAAAUGAUUGAUGAUGAAUAUAUGUACAGUGGGGAAAAAAAGUAUUUAGUCAGCCACCAAUUGUGCAAGUUCUCCCACUUAAAAAGAUGAGAGAGGCCUUAUUUUCCACCAUAAUUUGCAAAUAAAUUCAUUAAAAAUCCUACAAUGUGAUUUUCUGGAGAAAAAAAAUCUAAAUUUGUCUGUCAUAGUUGACGUGUACCUAUGAUGAAAAUUACAGGCCUCUCUCAUCUUUUUAAAUGGGAGAACUUGCACAAUUGGUGGCUGACUAAAUACUUUUUUCCCCCACUGUAUAUUUGUGAGAAAAAAAAAACAUGGGGGAUUGGAAGUGAUGCAGACAAUUACAUUGAUGGAAGUUACAAUCUAUCUGCAAUAUUAAGCUGAUCUACCCCCUAAAAACAAACAAAAACAAAAAAGAAAGAAGAAAAAUAAAAUAAAUACAAACACAGAAAUACCUUAUUUACGUAGGUAUUCAGACCCUUGUAAAUGUGAUAUUUCAGUAAUUUUUUUAUAUAUUUAUAUUAAUUUAUUUUUUAAACCUGUUUUCACUUUGUCGUUAUGGGGUAUUGUGUGUAGAUUGAUGAGGACAUUGUUUUAUUUAAUCAAUUUUAGAAUAAGGCUGUAACAUAACAAAAUGUCAAGGGGUCUGAAUACUUUCCGAAUGCACUGUAUAAAGGCACAUAAUUGAAGCCAAUAUAUUGGACAUAAUCUUCAAAACACAAUAAUGAAAAUGUUAAAAUAAUACGUUUCUGUUCUAAUAUAUAUUUAAUGUUAAUAUAAUAUGUUUCUGUUCUAAUAUGUUUCCUCAGCCUAAUCAGCCCCAGCCUACGGUGAGAAUGAUCAAUAUAUAUGCUUCCAACGUUUCACAACAGUCAUUUUAACUUGUCAGCAAUAUGAUCUAAUUUCAUGUUAAAAUCCAAGGGGUCUUUCCUCCUGGUUUAGGAACACUAAUAAUCCAUGUCAGCCAUGUCAAUGCCUGUCAUAAAAUAAUGAUCUACCCUUUCAAUGAUCACACUUUAUCAUUAAAGUCUAAAAGGGUAAAUGCUAAAUGGUUAAAGUUGACAUAUUUGCUUUAUUUCAGAGGGGAAGAGGGAACAUUAAUUCAACCUACAUGGAUAUGAGGAAGGUGCCAGUUGGAGUGAGAGCCUCACAAUCCAACCACCACAACUCCCAACUCAAUUGCUGACCAAAAUAAAGCGACCUUCAACUGAUCAGUUGGAUCAAUCAAUCAGAUUCUAGAACCAUUCACUUUGAAGCCCAACAUUCUAUCCCACUGGGCACAGACGUCAGCUCAACGUCUGGUUCUGUUUUACGUUUGGUUGAGUUGUCAACUAACG